Messenger RNA from Malus domestica (apple), 3427 nucleotides. RefSeq names its product N-terminal acetyltransferase A complex auxiliary subunit NAA15. The record is from RefSeq and is a predicted model, not a curated record. Gene Ontology annotation, cellular component: cytoplasm. Gene Ontology annotation, biological process: N-terminal peptidyl-methionine acetylation. Gene Ontology annotation, molecular function: protein binding. NCBI's taxonomy places the organism in Eukaryota, Viridiplantae, Streptophyta, Magnoliopsida, Rosales, Rosaceae.
GGAAAAACAGAAGUAAAAUCCCAAAAACUUCGAGGUCUUAUUAUAUCAUUCUCUCUCUGCUUCUCCUUCACCGUAGGGUUGCAGCAGAUAAACGCCACCAUUUUCUUCCUCUUUCUCUGAACGCAGCUCAUCACCGCCGAACGCCACACUCGGAACCUCUCCGGGCACUCUAGGACGUGAGGCCCUUUCUCUUUAACCGCAACAAUGGGUGCCUCACUCCCCCCCAAAGAGGCCAACCUCUUCAAGCUCAUAGUCAAAUCAUAUGAAACUAAACAAUAUAAGAAGGGACUGAAGGCAGCAGACGCCAUAUUGAAAAAGUUUCCAGACCAUGGAGAAACAUUAUCAAUGAAGGGGCUAACAUUAAAUUGCAUGGACCGCAAAUCUGAAGCAUAUGAACUUGUCCGGAUAGGACUGAAGAAUGACCUGAAAAGUCAUGUUUGCUGGCAUGUUUAUGGUCUUCUUUAUCGGUCAGACAGAGAAUACAGGGAGGCAAUAAAAUGCUACAGAAAUGCUCUGAGGAUAGAUCCAGACAAUAUUGAAAUACUCCGUGAUCUGUCACUCCUACAGGCUCAAAUGCGGGAUUUGAGCGGUUUUGUUGAGACAAGGCAGCAACUUCUGACUUUGAAACCAAAUCAUCGCAUGAAUUGGAUUGGCUUUGCUGUUUCCCAUCAUUUAAAUUCAAAUGCUUUAAAAGCUGUUGAAAUUCUGGAAGCAUAUGAAGGGACUCUAGAAGAUGAUUAUCCUCCAGAUAAUGAGCGUUGUGAGCAUGGGGAGAUGCUUUUAUAUAAGAUUUCGUUGUUAGAGGAAUGUAGCUUAAUUGAGAGAGCUCUUGAGGAAUUGCACAAGAAAGAGUCAAGAAUUGUUGAUAGGUUGGAUUAUAAAGAACAAGAGGUUUCUCUUUUGGUGAAGCUUGGUUACCUAGAAGAAGGUGCUGAAUUGUAUAGGGUGUUGCUUAAAAUGAAUCCUGACAACUAUCGAUAUUAUCAAGGCCUGCAAAAAUGUCUUGGGCUGUAUGCAGAGAAUGCCCAGUAUUCACUUGAUGAAAUUGAACACUUGGAUGCCUUGUACAAAUCCCUUGCACAGAAAUACAGUUGGUCGUCGGCUGUUAAGAGAAUACCACUUGAUUUCUUACAAGGUGACAAGUUUCGAGAAGCUGCAGAUAAUUAUAUCAGGCCUCUCCUUACUAAGGGAGUUCCUUCAUUAUUCUCUGAUCUUUCUCCUCUGUAUGAUCACCCUGGAAAGGCAGACAUUCUGGAACAACUUAUUCUUGAGUUGGAACAGUCAGUUAGGAUGACUGGUCGAUACCCUGGGAGGGUAGAGAAGGAGCCCCCAUCGACCCUUUUGUGGGCCUUGUUUUUAUUGGCUCAGCAUUAUGAUAGACGAGGUCAAUAUGACAUGGCUCUAUCGAAAAUUGAUGAGGCCAUAGAGCACACUCCAACUGUGAUUGAUUUAUAUUCUGCAAAGAGUCGGGUUUUGAAGCAUGCUGGUGAUUUGCCUGCUGCUGCUGCAUUAGCAGAUGAAGCUAGAUGUAUGGAUCUUGCGGAUCGCUAUAUAAAUAGUGACUGUGUUAAGCGUAUGCUGCAGGCUGAUCAGGUUCCUUUGGCAGACAAAACUGCUGUACUGUUCACAAAAGAUGGUGAUCAGCACAACAACCUUCAUGAUAUGCAGUGCAUGUGGUAUGAACUUGCUUCCGGUGAGAGUUAUUUCCGCCAAGGUGAUCUUGGACGAGCCUUAAAAAAAUUUUUAGGUGUGGAGAAGCAUUAUGCUGAUAUUACAGAAGAUCAGUUUGACUUCCAUUCUUAUUGCUUAAGGAAAAUGACGCUGCGUGCCUAUGUUGAAAUGCUUAAAUUUCAAGAUCGGUUGCAUUCACAUGCUUAUUUUCACAAAGCAGCAGUUGGUGCAAUCAGAUGCUAUUUGAAGUUGUAUGAUUCGCCUUUGAAAUCUACAUCCGAAGAAGAUGAUGAGAUGUCUAAGUUGCCCGCUUCUCAAAAAAAGAAGCUGAGGCAAAAACAGAGAAAGGCAGAAGCACGAGCUAAGAAGGAGGCAGAGGGAAAAAAUGAAGAAUCCAGUGCAGGUGGUGUUUCUAAGUCUGGGAAACGAAAUGUAAAGCCUGUUGAUCCUGAUCCGCAUGGGGAGAAGUUGUUGCAGGUUGAGGAUCCGAUGUUAGAAGCUACGAAGUACUUGAAGCUGCUUCAGAAGAACUCGCCUGAGUCCUUGGAGACGCACUUGCUUUCUUUUGAAGUAAAUAUGAGGAAGCAGAAGAUUUUGCUUGCCUUUCAGGCUUUGAAGCAGCUUCUGAGGUUAAAUGCUGAACACCCAGACUCGCAUCGGUCCUUGAUUAAAUUCUUCCAUAAAGUGGGUUCAAUGCCUGCUCCUGUGACGGAUGGUGAGAAACUCAUUUGGAGUGUCUUGGAAGCUGAGCGCCCAAUGAUCAGUCAAUUGCAAAAUAAGUCUUUGGUGGAGGCAAACAAGAAUUUCUUGGAGAAACAUCAAGAUUCUUUAAUGCAUAGAGCUGCAGUUGCAGAAAUGCUAUAUGCUCUGGAAUCUGACAAGAAAUCUGAGGCUAUUAAAUUAAUAGAAGAGUCAACCAACAAUAUGGUGCCCAAAAAUGGAGCGCUUGGACCUGUCAGAGAGUGGACACUCAAAGAUUGUAUUACAGUCAACAAACUCCUUGAAACUAUUCUUGGUGACCCUGCUGCUGCUUUGAGAUGGAAAAAACGGUGUGCUGAGUACUUCCCUUACUCAACAUACUUUGAAGGUAAAUGCAGCUCUGCCGUACCCAACUCACCAUACAACCAAAAUGGAAUAGCGAACCAUACGGAAGGGGAGCAAAGUGCAGAUUCCAUUGCAGUAAAUGGAAAUUUAGAGGCAUUCAAAGGCCUUACUGUCCAAUCAUGAAGCUGAAGAGAAACAUUAACUAAAGAAACAUGCAAAUUCACGGUUUUUUGAUUGACAAAUCACAAAACCAAGCUGCAGGUCAGAAGCGUAUGUGGAGGGUAGAUCGGAUUGCAGCUUUUUUGAGAUAACUAUACCGCGGUUUUGUGCAAAGUAAUGGUUUGCAUGAAGAUGAGGUUUGCUUGGAAAUGUGUAUAAUCAACUUUCUAUUGUGCCUCUAGGGUUGGUUUUUCCUUCUUAAUUUUGAGUUUUUGUGAGGGUCUGGAGUCUGCUUGUUGGUACGUGCUUGUACGCUUGAGCUUUUACCAAUAGGUCGGAGGAGAUGCAGAAUAUCAUUUUUUUUAGCGAUGGUUUUAGAUCCGGUCGGAAUAGAUCCAGGAGCAAUGUUGUACUUUUACCAUUUCAUUUCCAUUUCCUUUCAUUAUGUAUAAACACUAGAUUAUUUGAAAUUUUUUGCCAUGGAUAUUACUUCAACAUCAACGCGUUUGGUAGCGUUUGACAUGAACCAAUUUUGUCUAUUUUUCCUAUCGAA